AUGCUAGCAGUUACAGUAUUUUUGAACCUACUGGUGAUCAUCUCCAUCUCUCACUUCAAGCAGCUCCACACUACAACCAACCUGCUCCUCCUCUCUCUGGCUGUAGCAGAUCUCCUGGUGGGACUGAUUGUGAUACCAGUAACGACUGUAGCAAUAAUGGAAUCAUGCUGGGGUUUUGGGCAAUAUUUCUGUGUGUUUCAUAUAUAUAUGGCUUGUUUAUGUACCUCUUUAUCUCUGGGCAGUUUGGUCUUGAUAUCUAUUGACCGCUAUGUUGCUGUGUGUGAUCCCUUAUUGUACCACUCUAAAAUAACAAUAACAAGAAUGAUAUGUUGUAUAUCCAUUAGCUGGUGGUGUUGUACCAUAUACAAUGCUGUUAUUAUAACAGACAUUGUAAAUGUGCAGGUACCCAGUAGGUGUUUGAAAGAAUGUUUUAUUGUUGAAGGGUAUAUGUGGGGUAAAAUAAUGGACAUUGUAAUUACAAUGGUUGUCCCGUGCUCUAUUAUUAUAACACUUUAUAUGAAAAUCUUUGUGGUGGCCAGAUCACAGGCCAGAAAGGUAUUUUCAAAAGAGGCUGCCAGAGUGUCUGGUGUUAAAACUGUACAAGCAAAUAAGUCUGAGAGAAAAGCAGCAAAGACUCUGUCUAUUGUUGUUUUCAACUAUUUAAUUUGUUGGAUUCCAUCUCUAUUCGGUUUCUUUUUUUUGUCUUUUUUAAGUGACAAUUUAUCACUUUUCAUCCGUUUUCUGCCACUUGUUAAUUCCUUAAUAAAUCCAAUAAUUUAUGCUUUAUUUUAUCCAUGGUUCAAAGUGACAGCUAAACAUAUUUUAUCUCUGAAGGUAUGGCAUUCAUAGUACUAUGUUUUUAUUCCUAAAUUUGACAAACGUAGGUUUGAUAUCAUUACGUUAUACAAUUGUUAUAAUUGCUUCUUUCUUGUAACAAUACUGACAUUACUUAUCUCAGUGUUGUCAUCAUAAAUACAUGUGGUGUUGAUACAGAAUGAUUUGUCUGGAUUGGAUUGGAAUGACUUGGAGAAGGCAUAAGAAGGAAUAAGCUUGUUUUAUAAAAGACAUUGUAGUCAUUGUGGAUUGUGUACUCCAAAUACCUAAGUCUGUGGUUGUUCCAUGUUACUUAAUGAUAAAUAGUAAAUAUUCUAAAACUACAUUCUGAGGACGUCAUGAGUCAUUAUGUUUAACAUCACCCUCUAGUGGCCCAAUUGUGACACAAUGCCUUCAUCAAGUGUAGUGAAGUUGAAAUGAAAGACACUGCAUGAUAUCAGAUAACUUCCAGGUCUAUCUCAAUGGUGUAUUGUGUAAGUAGUUUAGGGUCAAAUGCAAGAAUAUGCAAUUAUGUGUAACACUUUAUAAUUUUCAGUAAUAACAAAUGUGUAAAUAAACCAUUUAUUUGUAAGGCAUUUACAGUUUGGUCACCAAUUGUUAAAUGUUAAUCAGCUUUGUAUUCUCACAUUUAUAAAUAACUACAAUAUGCAGUAAUGAUUAAACAACAGUGCAGGAGACCACAGUAGACACUUCAACCUCAACAUACUGGGUAUAAACACUACCACUACUCU
This is a messenger RNA of Oncorhynchus mykiss (rainbow trout), 1565 nucleotides long. The record is from RefSeq and is a predicted model, not a curated record. NCBI's taxonomy places the organism in Eukaryota, Metazoa, Chordata, Actinopteri, Salmoniformes, Salmonidae.